Penicillium arizonense is the source of this 1392-nucleotide messenger RNA. RefSeq names its product ankyrin repeat domain-containing protein. The coding region runs from base 1 to 1392 and encodes 463 amino acids. NCBI's taxonomy places the organism in Eukaryota, Fungi, Ascomycota, Eurotiomycetes, Eurotiales, Aspergillaceae. Gene Ontology annotation, molecular function: protein binding. The transcript is spliced from 5 exons. The record is from RefSeq and is a predicted model, not a curated record.
AUGGAGAAACGCCCCUUUGCCGUGCAUUCGCCAUUGCCUGGAGAAACGAUCAAAUGGCUAGAAGGCUUAUUCAACUGCUACUGGACCAUCCUCUGCCAGCCUGACGGAAUGUCCGCCAUCGAGAAGUCCCGAAGAAAUGAUGAUGGUCUUGUCCAAUAUUUGCUCGAUCGUAACGUCGACAAGCAGCCCAAAAAUGUCGGUCUUGAGCCAUUUGCUAUGACGGCAAAGUUUUCUAAACAGCGGCUUCAGUCUUCUAAAAAGUGGUCCUGGGAGCGUUUGGAUUUCUCCACUGUUUGCACAUCUCCACUUGAAGCUGUAAUUUGUUUCCUGGACUUUCCAAAGAGCCUUUCAUUUGCAAAGCUUUUGAUUGAACGAGGAGCAAUAAUCGGAGACCUUGAACUUACAAGAGCAGUCAAGGAGUAUCGAUGCUGUCCGGAACAUUUUGAAAUUCUUCAACUGUUUUUGGACAAUUUGUCACGGCAGCCCUGUGCUGUCCCAAAUGCCUUCGAGAAGGCUUUGCAAUACGAUCACAUUGUCUUUCUUGUGCGGCGCUUUUUAGAUAUUGGUCUUGAUCCCGGAUGCAAAGUUGUUGCCAACGGAUCCUCGGACAGUAUUUUCCUGUACCAACUGCACGGAACCAUUGAGUACGAAGUUCUCGAUUCUAUCCUUGAGAGAGCAGUCAUUUGGCGCGAUGGACGAGCACUCACCAGAGCCCUGAGUUACGGGCGCAAAGCCCUGGUGCAGGAUUUAUUGGAUGCCGGUGCGGACGUGAAUCAGGCGGUCCAGACCACGAUUGACUGUUAUCCGCCACUUUGGCUCGCGGUUGAAAGGCAGGAUAUCUCUCUAACACGGCAUCUGGUUGACCUCCGUGCUGAUGUAGAAUGGAGCAUCUUGUGGAACAAAACGCACAUUGUAAAGGUUCUUCUUGACGCAGGGGCAGACAUCAACCGACCAGCCUCGUCUCAUGUGCGGCUGAGUUUUGGGGGCGGAACAGCGCUCCAAUUUGCUGCAAUCAAAGGAUAUAUCGGUAUUGCUCGCAAACUGCUUGCAAAGGGAGCAGAUGUCAACGCAAAAAAGUCUUUGCGAAAUGGCAGAACAGCGUUGGAGGGUGCUGCGGAACAUGGUCGCAUUGAUAUGCUACAGCUGCUUCUGAAUGAAGGCGCAUCAAUUGAGGGAAAUGGCCGGCACCAAUACAUCCGAGCAAUCAAAUUGGCAGAAGAUAAUGCUGAAUUCGGUGCAGCAAAGCUACUCAGAGACCAUGGGGGUUGGACUGAGUGGGACGCAAGGCAAUAUGAGCAUGAGAAGUUUGAUUUUGAUGAGAACAUCUGGGACUCUCCGAUGUCAAUUCCGCACGACACGAGAACAGAGCAAGAUCAGACAUCACCGCUAUAA